AUGGCCAUCAACCAAGAUGUUGAAAAUGGUGAGAGCAGUGUGAAAGCUGAGAUGAAAGAGCCACUAUUGCAGCAUACAAAUAUCAAAGAUGGGGAUGGCAAGUUCCACAAGGAUUGUAACAGGAAAGGAUUACUGAAAGUUGUUUUUCUAAGUACUUUUGUAGCAGUUCUGGGCUCCUAUGAAUUUGGCUCUUGUAUGGGAUAUUCAGCACCUGUUCAAUCUGCUAUCACAAAGGAUCUUGACCUAUCAGUUGCGGAGUUUUCAGUAUUUGGUUCCAUACUCAAUGUCGGUUCAAUGAUUGGUGCAAUCACAAGUGGGCGAAUUGCAGACUUCCUAGGCCGAAAAGGGGCAAUGAGAAUAUCUUCUGUCUUCAGCAUUACAGGAUGGAUAGCUAUUUACUUCUCCAAGGGAGCUUUGUCACUUGAUAUUGGAAGAUUCCUUUCUGGAUACGGAAUAGGAAUUUUCGCUUACGUCGUACCCAUAUAUGUAGCUGAAAUCGCACCAAAGGAUCUCCGUGGUGGGUUAGCGACACUGAAUCAGCUCAUGAUCGUCAUUGGAGCAUCGGUAGCCUUCUUAGCAGGGACAGUUUUGAAGUGGCGACUGUUAGCUCUAACUGGAAUCAUCCCAUGUCUAGUACAGCUUGUGGGUCUUAUUUUCAUCCCUGAGUCUCCAAGAUGGCUGGCUAAGUCUGGGUACCGGAAGGAGUUUUACAAUGCUCUGAGAAGACUCCAUGGAGAUGAUGCUGAUAUUUCUCAUGAAGCAGCUGAAAUCCAAGAUUAUCUGCAAACUCUAGAGCACCAACCUAAAGCCAGUAUGCUAGACUUGUUCCAAAGAAAAUACAAGCAAUCAGUCAUUAUUGGUGUGGGACUAAUGAUGUUUCAACAAUUCGGAGGGAUAAAUGGAGUUGGUUUUUACGCAAGUGAAACUUUCACUUCAGCAGGCUUUGCUUCAGGGAAAAUCGGAAUAAUAGCUUUUGCCUGUAUUCAGAUCCCUAUAACUGCUGGCGGUGCAUUCUUAGUGGAUAACUGCGGAAGAAAACCCCUUCUGCUAGUUUCUUCAACAGGCACAUUCUUGGGAUGCUUUCUCACAGCAAUAUCAUUUCUGAUGAAGGAGCACAACUUUCUUCAAGAAUGGAUUCCAUUGUUUGUGCUAUGUGGAAUGCUGAUCUUCAUGGGUUCAUUUUCAAUUGGAAUGGGAGCAGUUCCCUGGGUCCUAAUGUCGGAGAUAUUCCCCAUCAAUGUUAAGGGGGCAGCUGGAAGUUUGGUGAAUCUAAUACAUUGGUUUGGUGCAUGGGCAGUGUCUUACACUUUCAACUUUUUGAUGGAUUGGAGCCCUUCAGGUACCUUUCUUCUCUAUUCAGGAGUUUGUGCAGCUUCUGUCCUUUUUGUGGCCAAGGUUGUGCCAGAAACCAAGGGAAGAACUCUGGAAGAAAUACAGGCCUCCAUGAAUUCUUGAAGCAGUUGAGUUAAUUGGGUCAUGUUACGACAUUAUUUUAGGCAGUGGUUUACUAGUUUCAAUUGCAAAUCGAACUAACGAGCAGCAACAUUAUUUUCCCUUUUGUAUUUUAAGUAGACAAAUGAUUCAGUUAAAUAAGCCUGAAGGGAAAGACAAACUGGUCUCCCCCAAAUACGCUGGGUCAGGUUAAAAAUGGGCUUAAAAGUUUCUUUUGCUAACAACCCAUCCCUUCUAGCAAAC
Theobroma umbraticum is the source of this 1695-nucleotide messenger RNA. RefSeq names its product sugar transporter ERD6-like 16. Gene Ontology annotation, molecular function: sugar transmembrane transporter activity. NCBI's taxonomy places the organism in Eukaryota, Viridiplantae, Streptophyta, Magnoliopsida, Malvales, Malvaceae. Gene Ontology annotation, biological process: carbohydrate transport; transmembrane transport. Gene Ontology annotation, cellular component: membrane. The record is from RefSeq and is a predicted model, not a curated record.